This is a messenger RNA of Lycium ferocissimum, 931 nucleotides long. RefSeq names its product thioredoxin-like protein HCF164, chloroplastic. The transcript is spliced from 4 exons. Gene Ontology annotation, cellular component: chloroplast thylakoid membrane. The record is from RefSeq and is a predicted model, not a curated record. The coding region runs from base 86 to 886 and encodes 266 amino acids. Lineage: Eukaryota; Viridiplantae; Streptophyta; Magnoliopsida; Solanales; Solanaceae. Gene Ontology annotation, biological process: cytochrome b6f complex assembly.
AUGUCCACUAACUCAGAGUCUUUACAUAACACAGCCAAGAUUGUCCAAAUUACAGAAGCAAAAAGGUAGUAGUUGUUGAUUCACCAUGGCUCGGGUAGCCUCUAGUCCCAUUGGAAUCCACAGGCCUAUUCAUUUUCGAACCCAACAAACUUUGCACUUUAUGAAACCUUCCAAUUAUCAGCUGAAGAAUAUUCUCAAGUAUCAAAGAAUAUACUGCCAACCCGACCCCAAAACAGGCGAUUGUUGCCAACCAAACUCCGACCCAUCUGAAUAUGCAGUAAAGGAGGAGUCGUCAACAGAGCCAAGUGUUGACACUGAGAGUAGUAAAGCUGAAGUCUCUGCUCCGUCUUCUGGUCCUGAAUAUCCAACCAGAGACUUUAAUCGGCGGGUAGCACUAGUGUCUGUCCUUGCAGCACUUGGACUUUUCUCUUCGCAAAGACUAGAUUUAGGUAUUCCUUCUUUGAAGGAUAUCACGGCUGUAGCACUGCCGUAUGAAGAGGCUCUUAACAAUGGAAAGCCUACUGUUGUAGAAUUCUAUGCAGAUUGGUGUGAAGUUUGUCGAGAAUUAGCUCCAGAUGUCUAUAAAGUUGAACAGCAGUACAAGGACCGUGUGAAUUUUGUUAUGUUGAAUGUGGAUAACACGAAGUGGGAACAAGAGCUUGAUGAGUUUGGAGUUGAGGGUAUUCCUCAUUUUGCAUUCCUGGAUAAAAAUGGAAAUGAGGAAGGUAAUGUUGUCGGCCGCCUUCCAAGACAGUAUUUACUUGAGAAUGUGGACGCCCUUGCACGAGGGGAAGAAUCGAUACCUUAUGCUCGCGCUGUGGGACGAUAUACAAGUGCUGAAAAUCGCAAGGUCCAUCAAGUUUCUGAUCCGAGAAGCCAUGGUUAGAGCUCAGUCACACGGAGACAUAUUGCUGAAAGUGUCAUUAGUUGU